AUGUCGUUGAAUAAAAUAGAAAUCCUCCCUACCUCAUCCUCGCACCUCACUCCUGGCUGGGCGUACGUCCCAGACACCCGCUAUGGCAGUUUUACUGACAAUGGGAGGGCUACUGGGAGGGCUUCUGGGGCUCGAAAACGAGCCGUACGUGACCUGGGAGUCAUAGGAAGGGCAGAGGCGUCAUCUUCAAGACAAAACACCGCUACUCUAAGGCAUAUUGCGGAACUUGAUCGAGAAAAUCAUAAAGAUACCUAUAUUCCGAUUCCGACAAAGCAGAAGAGCGCGAUAGCGAAAGACAAACCCAGAGGCAAAACGACAUCCAACGUCCGCCGUAUCCUCCUAUCCCAAAAGACCUUCAAAAAUUACCUAGAUGACGAGGAAGCUGCGCUAGCCCAAGCCCAAUCUCACAGCCCAGCAGCAGGACAACUAUCUUCGACAACUACAACUGCCACUGCUCGCUCUACACCUCUGAAAUCCAGUAAAUCCGGCACCACACGAACAUCAUCCCAUCCAGCAACAGCAACACCCAAUAAGACAGGUAGUACUACAGGCCAACCCUCCGAACCACCCAACGUAGCCUCUUCCCGCUCUUCCACCUCCGCCAUACAGAAACCACAACCAAACCAACAACUAAUCGCCUCAAAUUAUGAUAACGAUCCUCUUCUCCACUCAUACAUUCCCUCUGCCCCCUCUGAAAGACUGAUGCAACUGCUCCUCGCAGAGCCACCGCUGUCAUACAACGCCUCCCUUGCAACGGUAGCCCCACCGGACUGUGGGACGGGGACACCAGCAGUUUCUAAACCACCACGUCACUUUUGUAGCAUAUGUGGCUAUUGGGGCAGAGUGAAAUGUAUCAAGUGCCGCGUGCGGGUGUGUGGGUUGGAGUGUUAUCGCAUCCACGAAGAAACCAGCACAACGUGGUCUACAAGAUACAGCAAUGGAGCGCAAAUGUCCGGGAAUGACUGGCCUCUAGAGGAAGGCUCCAUGACCUCGGAUCGGAGGUUAGGAAAUUCUACUCUGGAGAAUGUGAAACCACGUUAUCUCCUUAGGAUAUGGGGAGGGGAAAGGACCAGAGAAGCUGUCGUUAACAGCAUAGAGGCGUGGAAAAUACGAGCCGUGGAGAUUGAGGGGUUCGCAUUACGACAGUAUUCGUUUUGA
Molecule: messenger RNA, 1158 nt
Organism: Histoplasma mississippiense
Lineage: Eukaryota; Fungi; Ascomycota; Eurotiomycetes; Onygenales; Ajellomycetaceae
Exons: 4
Coding region: 1-1158 (385 amino acids)
Biological process (GO): chromatin remodeling
Cellular component (GO): Swr1 complex
Molecular function (GO): nucleosome binding
Source: RefSeq, a predicted model, not a curated record